This is a messenger RNA of Tripterygium wilfordii, 1463 nucleotides long. Its product is annotated as nudix hydrolase 4. The transcript has 5 exons. The coding region runs from base 177 to 800 and encodes 207 amino acids. Gene Ontology annotation, cellular component: cytoplasm; nucleus. Lineage: Eukaryota; Viridiplantae; Streptophyta; Magnoliopsida; Celastrales; Celastraceae. Gene Ontology annotation, molecular function: pyrophosphatase activity. The record is from RefSeq and is a predicted model, not a curated record.
CAUGAUGCAUCUCUGCCUUCCUCUGCCAUUGUAAUUAUUGUAUUGCCAUUUUCGAGUAGUGCAGGAAAACAACCACAAGCUCUUCCUCCUCCUUUUUCCUUCUCUCAAAUUUGAAGCCUAAUUAUAGCCAGAAACCCUCAGAGAAACACAAAGAAAUUCCUAAUUGUGGCCAAUCGAUGAGGUUCCUCACAAAUUUCACGAACUUUCUGUCUGUUAUGUUCGCUUUUCUUGAAAAAUUCCCAGUGAAGAUCAUGCCUAUCCAACUUAAAGACAUGGUCACUUUGGUUUCUCGUACUGGUCGGCACUUGCAACGUUACGACGACAAAGGAUUGCGUCAAGUUGUUGGUUGUAUUCCAUACAGAUAUAGAGAAGCAAAGCAAUCAUCUCCUCUUACUGAUGGAAUUCUAAAUGAGGAACUUUUAGAAGUCCUUGUAAUUAGUGCACAAAAUGGCCAAGGAAUGUUGUUCCCAAAGGGUGGUUGGGAAACAACUGAUGAAUCCAUGGAAAAGGCUGCAAUGCGCGAAACCCGCGAAGAAGCCGGUGUAACUGGUGACAUAGAACGUAAAUUAGGUAGAUGGGAAUACAAGAGCAAGCGUCGAAGCAUUGUUCAUGAAGGGUACAUGUUUCCUCUGCGUGUCAAGGCCGAAUUAGAGUCUUGGCCGGAAAAGAAUAUCAGAGAACGAAGAUGGGUUUCGGUCACAGAAGCUAGAGAAAUAUGUCCACAAUGGUGGAUGAGGGAAGCUUUAGAAGAGUUCGUUCGUCGACAAACAAACCUCAAAUGUAGAGGAAGUGAAGAAUGACAAAACCUUCUCACAGGGACUAACAUCCCUAACAGGAGAUUUGGAGCUCGGUGUUAUGACGUCAAAAGUCUCACAUCGGGCUUGAUCUAUCCACCGGAACCGGUAAACCCAAAGAGGACAAUAUCGUUGGUUGUAUGGGGUGCAGAUUUCUGGUAUUCGGUUUCUACCAAAACCGGUAACUGGUUGAGACGUAGAUCCGCGAAGCCGUUGAAGAAACAUAUAAAGAAAAGGAACUCAGUGUAAUUCAAUUCAUUCUUUCAUGUUAAUAAGAACUUUGAGUUUGAUUCUCAACAUUGGGUUUCUGUGUUCUUCAGCUUGAGAAGAUUAGGUUUGCAGGAUCUAUUUGUCAAGUAGUGAAAACAAGUUGUGUUGAUGGAGCUGUAACAACUAACAAGUUGAUGAUGAUGGAGAUGUUAGGUUGGAUUUUAGUGAGAGGCUACUGCAUUCAUUCAUUUGGACAGUUGACUUGAUCACAAUCUCAAGUCGUUUGAGAGAGAAUAUAUUGGUGCAGCAAUUUAAGACCACACUUUAUUUCACACACACACAUCCACAUCCCAUUAGAUCUAAGUCUUCUUCCACAUAAAUGAUUGGGAAUCCAAGAUUAUGCUUUCAUUUGUACUCUACAAUGUAUUUUUUCUAAUAUCUAAGGGACUCCUUUUGGCA